UCUGCUCUGCUCCACUCUUCCCCCUCUGCAUACUCCUCCUUAGAUUGAGAGAGAGAGAGAGAGAGAGAGAGAGAGAGAGAGAGAGAGGCGUUAAGCAUCGUCUUUAGACUUCUGGGUGUCGGCUGCAUUUUCGUCUUCCCUUGUUUUUGCUCGGGACAUCGGAUGAUUUCGCAGCUCUGCUCUGUUUUCUGAGACAUGGAAAGGAGUAGUAGCCCGAAGAAGCCCAUGGCCGGGAUCGUCAAAGAUGUCAAAGGAAGAGUGGCCUGCUACCGGCAGGACUGGGUCUGCGCAUCCUGCAUAGGAGUGAGGAUAUUGGCACCGACUGCAUUUAUCUUCUUUGCUUCUGCACUUCCCGUGAUAGCCUUCGGGGAGCAACUCAGCCGGGAUACAGAUGGAAGCUUGAGCACGGUGGAGACAUUGGCAUCUACAGCAAUAUGUGGGAUCAUCCACUCGAUACUCGGAGGACAGCCCCUUUUGAUCUUAGGAGUUGCAGAACCAACUGUUAUAAUGUACACAUACCUGUACAAUUUCGCCAAGUCACGACCCGACCUGGGCCAAGACCUCUAUUUAGCUUGGGCUGCAUGGGUUUGCGUCUGGACCUCAAUUUUGCUGUGCCUGCUAGCGAUAUUCAAUGCGUGCACAAUCAUUACCCGAUUCACGAGGGUCGCAGGGGAACUCUUCGGGAUGUUGAUCGCAGUCCUCUUCAUUCAACAAGCCACUAAGGGACUAGUGAGCGAAUUCAAUAUCCCAAAAGCUGAAAAUGCUGAGUUACUGAAGUACCACUUCGAGUGGUUAUAUGCCAAUGGACUGCUUGCGGUGAUCUUUGCGUUUGGUUUGCUGUACACUGCUCUGAAGAGCCGUACGGCAAGGUCAUGGAAAUAUGGAACCCGCUGGUUUCGAGGUUUUAUAGCAGACUACGGAGUUCCUCUGAUGGUUCUGUCCUGGACAGCACUGUCCUUCACCGUGCCGAGAAAAGUUCCUGAUGGGGUCCCCAGAAGGCUCUUCUGCCCACUCCCAUGGGAAUCGGCAUCCCUCUACCACUGGACCGUGAUUAAGGAUAUGGGAAGAGUUCCACCGAUGUACAUUUUUGCUGCCUUUAUCCCGGCCCUUAUGAUCGCAGGCUUAUAUUUCUUUGACCAUAGCGUGGCCUCGCAAAUGGCGCAGCAGAAAGAAUUUAAUCUCAAGAAGCCUUCUGCUUAUCACUACGACAUGUUGUUGCUUGGUUUAAUGACUUUGCUUUGCGGGCUACUUGGAAUUCCGCCUUCAAAUGGAGUCCUUCCGCAAUCUCCUAUGCACACAAAGAGCCUAGCUGUUCUCCGGGGACAGGUGAUUCGCAAGCGGAUGGUUCAGAGUGCAAAAGAAAGCAUGAAGCAGCAAGCAAGCAAUUCCGAGAUUUACGGAAAGAUGCAGGCGGUUUUCAUCGAAAUGGACUCAGCUCCUAAUACUCCUUCUGCGGCGGCUAAAGAGUUGGCCGACUUGAAGGAGGCAGUCAUGAAGACUGAACAGGAUGAAGGAGAAACAAACAAGGUGUUCGACCCCGAAAAGUGCAUCGAUGCUUUCUUGCCCGUCAGGGUUAACGAGCAGAGAAUGAGCAACUUAUUGCAGUCAGUCCUCGUUGGUUUAUCAGUUUGUGCCAUCCCGGUGAUCAAACUGAUACCCACCUCGGUACUUUGGGGUUAUUUUGCCUAUAUGGCUAUUGAUAGUCUACCAGGAAACCAGUUCUGGGAACGGAUCUUGCUCCUCUUCAUCACACCGAGUCGACGCUACAAAGUGCUGGAAAGAGUUCAUGCCUCAUUUAUAGAAUCAGUGCCAUUCAAGUCCAUCGCGAUGUUCACCAUCUUCCAAUUCGUGUACCUCUUGGUUUGCUUUGGCAUAACGUGGAUACCUAUAGCCGGAAUCCUAUUCCCCCUGCCGUUUUUCCUUCUAAUAAGCAUAAGACAGCACUUGCUCCCCAAGCUCUUCAAGCAGAGUCACCUCCAAGAACUCGACGCCGCAGAAUACGAGGAGAUAGCUGCAAUGCCAUACCGCAGUCGGAGCCUAUCCCUCUCAUUCAAGGAUACAAAGCCACCCGAUACUUCUGGAGGUGAGGAAAGCGAAGAGGACUUCUACGACGCCGAGAUGUUAGAUGAGAUGACGACUCGCAGAGGAGAGUUGAAGCUUCGAACCGUGAGCUUCAAAGAAGAAAUGCUCUUACAUGUCCAGUCCGAGGACCCAUCUCGUACAUGAAGUGAAACCGGGAUUCGUCUUCUUAGUAGUUAACUGAAUUUUAGUCUUUAUAUGUAUACAGAAACUAGAGUUGCAGAAAGCAUAUAGAUGUAGGCUAGGCAAAGAGACAAUUUGAGGAGUUAACUAAUUAUGAGAGGAAUAUAAUUAACUGGUGAAAUCCAUUCUUGUGCAAGCCUAAUCCUUUCGAGACAUUUAAUGCAUUAGCCAGGUUAGUACAACGUUCACAGAUCGGCAUUAUGAAAGUUAGCACGGUAUUUUGUUCCUUGUAUACAAUAAAAUGAUUUUACAGCAGUACCACCACCUACUGGAAAAGAAUGUACGACCUCGGAAAUUAGAGGACAGAAUCGGAGGAUGAGAAACUCCGGAGGCGGUGCAACCUAUGACAAAAUUUAGAUGAAACGACUCUAAACUUCUAGUCCUUGCCUCUUGGCUCUGUUUCAUAGCUUUGAGCAGGACCUGAGUUGUCAUCGACAAGAAUGAGGUGAUCGCCAUCCCGAAUGAGCUCGAUAUCUUCAACUUCUGCUCCUUCUUUGGUUGUGAUUUUGGUGAAGUUACACCCGAAUUUCCUGUAACCAAUCUGGAGCAGUUCUUGAAGGGACUGUGGCACUAGCACCAGCUUACCGGCAGUUUCUCCCCUGUCUGGGCAACUGAUUGUCACUCUAGCACCGUAGUUGCUCGUAUUUGGACGGGUAUAACCACCAGACGCAAUAGAGCCCCUCUCACCUGCGCAGUUUCAGACUCCAACAUUACAAUUCGAGCAAAAAGUGCACAUCAUAAAUAUAACGCUCUGUGAAAUAAAGAUUAAUAUGUGCUUUGUCA
Molecule: messenger RNA, 3045 nt
Organism: Punica granatum (pomegranate)
Lineage: Eukaryota; Viridiplantae; Streptophyta; Magnoliopsida; Myrtales; Lythraceae
Source: RefSeq, a predicted model, not a curated record